ACAGUAAAAUUUGCCCUCAGCUAUGGCGCGAAACCUGGACCGUUCAGCUUCCUUUAACCGCAAGAAAAGCGGUUCACUUUCAACCACGCUACUGGGACCCACCAUUUUCAAUUUCAGCCGUAAGCGUAAACGCCACCGUGCCCCACCGCCUUGUCCUACUCAGCAGCUUCAACUCAACCACCACCGCUUUCCGGAUUUAGAAGUUCUCCGCCGUUCACUCUCUCCCUCUCAGUCUCCACCGCCAAAAGCUCAGCUGAAGCAUAACCGCUUUCCAUACUUUAUGCACAGUCAGUAAAUGAGCUUCAGCUUGCCUAGCUCUCAGCUGGCCUUAAUUCCGUUCCGGCGAUGCAGGAACCGGACUUUCGAAGACCGCCGCGGAUGGAGGCGCCGCCGGUUCACCGUUCGGAGCAACUUAUUCGCUUCACCUUCACCCUUCGAGUCUCUAUUCCAGAACUUGAUCACUCACUUCCCUUCCGUGAAUUCGCUCGAUUUGAUAGCUCCCGCCCUUGGUUUCGCCUCCGGAGCCGCUCUCUACCUCUCAGGGGGGGAUUCGGGGAUUCGUAGAGCUCUGCGGGAGGGUUCGGUUUCGGAUAUUGGGGAGUGGGUGCUGUUCACCAGUCCAACGCCGUUUAACCGGUUCGUGAUGCUGCGGUGUCCUUCAAUUGCGUUCCCCGGGAGUGAGUUGCUGGAGAACGUAAGUGAGAGUCUGGUGAAAGAGGAAAGACACUUGGUGAGGAUCAAUAGCGGCAGAAUUCAGGUAAGGAAGAGCGAGGAGAAUUGUGACGAGAAAUUGGUGUACCAAAGGUUGUGCGUAAGCAUGGAGGAUGGAGGAGUAGUGUCAUUGGACUGGCCGGCGAAUUUGGACUUGGAGGAAGAGCAUGGAUUGGACACCACCUUCUUGAUUGUUCCCGGAACAGUCGAGGGAAGCAUGGACAAAGAUAUUAGGGGGUUCGUCUGUGACUGUUUGAGGAGAGGGUGUUUUCCAGUUGUUAUGAACCCUAGGGGUUGCGCUGGUUCCCCCUUGACAACAGCAAGGUUAUUUACAGCUGCUGACAGCGAUGAUAUCUCCACAGCCAUAAAAUUUAUCAACAAAAGAAGGCCAUGGUCAUCAUUAAUGGGUAUUGGCUGGGGUUAUGGUGCAAACAUGUUGACAAAGUACCUGGCUGAAGCUGGAGAAGAAACGCCACUGGUAGCUGCUACAUGCAUUGACAACCCUUUUGACCUAGAAGAGGCUACUAGAGCAUCUCCCUACUUUGACCAGAAGCUAACCAGUGGCUUGGUUGAUAUUCUGCAAUCUAACAAGGAACUAUUUCAAGGGCGUGCAAAAGGUUUUAAUGUUGAAAAGGCUCUUGUAUCAACAUCUAUUCGGGAUUUUGAGAAAGAAAUAUCUAUGGUAUCAUAUGGAUUUAAUGCCAUUGAGGAUUUCUACGCAAAAUCUAGUACAAGAGAUGUGGUUGGAAGAGUAAAGAUCCCUCUUCUCUUCAUUCAGAACAAUGAUAGGUCUGUUCCAUUGUUCUCUGUUCCACAAAGUUCGAUAGCUCAAAAUCCAUUUACAAGCCUGCUUCUCUGCUCUCGCUUGCCAUUUAUAGAAACCAUGAGUAGUAGAUCAACUAUAUCUUGGUGCCAGAAUCUUACCAUUGAGUGGCUCACUGCUGUGGAGCUUGGACUUUUAAAGGGUCGCCAUCCUCUUUUGCAAGAUGUUGAUGUUACAAUUAAUCCCUCAAGUGUUACUGCACUGUUGAUGAGACCAUCUGAUGGAAAUGUUGGAGUAAAAAAGCUUUUAAAUCUUCCAAAUUUAGAUUCGUUAGAUGUGCAUGACCUAGGUCCUUCCAAAGAGACAUUUGAGAAAAGCAACACUGCAGCUAGCCAAAGAUUACUACAUGAGCAUAAGGGCACAUUCGUGCAUGGUGAUUGCAGUGAUGCAAAGUCAGGAGAAGAGGAAGUCAUGAAUCAUAAUGAUGGUGAUAAAGGCCAAGUGCUACAAGCUGCACAGGUGGUUAUGAACAUGCUUGAUGUGACUAUGCCUGACACACUUACAGAAGAACAAAAGAAGAAGGUCCUGACUGCUGUCGGUCAAGGGGAGACAUUGAUGAAUGCUUUGCAAGGUGCUGUACCUGAAAAUGUUCGUGGAAAGCUUACCACAGCAGUUUCUGAAAUUGUUCAUAAUCAAGGUUCUAACUUGAAACUAGAUGGACUCCUGGCUCAUGGAUCCAUUCCCUAUGUAACAUCAAGGUCAAAAUCAGCUGUCCAAGAAAAGGGUAGAGGAGAUUCUAGUGCAGAAGUUGAAAAUGAAUCUUUACAUUCUUCAGAUGGGGUGAAGGCUAGUGAUUUGCAAAAUAGUUCAAACAAGGGUGUAUCUAGUGCAGACAAUUGCCCUGAGGAACUAGAAUCAGAAUGGCAGGCUUCAGAGAAAUUGCAAAAAUCAGAUGAUACUGGUCAGUCUCAACCAAUGAACAGCUCUUCUUCUAUGGAAAAGGAGGAAAUGACUGAUUUGGUAGAUAACAAUGAAAAUGCAGAUCAUUCUGGAGGUAAAACUGUUCUGGAUUCUGGUACCAAGGAAAAUGAAUCAAAAGCAGGAGCAGAACCAGAGAGUUCAAACUUUUCUGAAGGGGAGGGUUCCAUUGAGAAUAUGGACUCUGAGAAAUACAAAAUGCAGCUAGAUCGUGGAAAGAAUCAGAUGGACUUGAAAGAAGAGAGUUCUACUCAAUCAAAAGAAGAAAAUGUUGCUGAUUCUUCUGGUGAUAAAAAUAAGACAAUAUCAAACACACAGGCAGAGGACAAAUCAACAUCUCCUGCAUCUCCCUCAGAGACCCAAGUGAUGGAAAAAGAGGGCAGUGAUAACAUAAAGAGAGAAGAAAAAAGCAUGCAAACAAAUACACCAGGCUUUAGUGUUUCUCAAGCAUUAGAUGCCUUUACUUUGAUAGAUGAUUCAACCCAGGUGGCAGUUAAUAGUGUAUUUCAUGUUCUGGAGGAUAUGAUUACUCAGCUAGAGGAGGGAAAAAAUGAUGAAAAUAAAAUUAAUGACAGAGACAACAACCGUGAGUUGGAAGAUCCUGAGGACAAAAAUGAGUGUGCUGACACACCACCUUCAGAUGCUAUUCCUUUAAAUAACCAAUCACACACUAAGGAGAAAUCUAAAGAGAUGCAUGUGGGUUUUGGUGAUAGUAGUGCAGAUACAAAGCACUCUGCAGAAAGGAAUGAAGGAAAUAAGCAAAACUUUGUCAAUGGAAAACUUUCUGCCGAGGAUUCUGCUCAGUACUUAAAUACUGUUUCUCAAAAUGUUCCAAUCUAUGUUAUAAAAGAUUUACAUGGAGACCCACUUCACAAAGAAAAUUACCUAGUUUCUAAAGCCAGAAGGACCAACUCACUAGAUGUAGAUACCACAACGGCUUUGUUUCUUGACUACUUCCCAGAGGAUGGUCAAUGGAAGCUAUUAGAGCAGACAGAAAGUGAUGUUGAUUCUGAUGAAGUUGUUGCAUCUCACAAAGGUGGGCAUUCACAACCAAAAUCAGAGGAUAUAGAUAUUGAACCAUAUUAUGUAAUUUUAGAUUCUGAGAAGCAGCAGGAGACGAUAGAAAAAUCUAAUGGAAAUGUUGAAAUUGGUAAUGAAAAAUUAGAAGAGCCUUCUCACAUUAUCCGAAGUAUUAUAUUGGACACUUUAAAAGUUGAAGUUGGUCGAAGGCUAAGUUCAGCUGACAUGGAGGAAAUGGAGCCUGAACUUGCCAGAGAUCUAGAACACAUUGCAAAUGCUGUUUCUCGAGGUGUAGGGUUAGAUGACAGGCUGACAUCAGUUACACAACUUGAGGACACGGAUUCAGAGAAAGUUGGCAACCUUCAUGGGGAGCAUGUAGUAAAAGCCAUAUCCUCUGCAGUUCAGAAUACCAGUUAUUUGAGGAGAGUAUUGCCUGUUGGGGUUAUUGUUGGUUCUUGCUUGGCUGCACUAAGAAAAUCCUUUGAUGUAUAUGCAGUUGAAACUAAUGGCGAAGGCAAUGAAAUGAUCCUUGAUCAAAUAACUAAAGGUGAAAAGGGAUCUGAUGACGUACUUUCUCAGAAUACUAAUCAGAAAUAUGAGCUGGAGAGUUCUGAUCUCAAGACUGAGAGAAGAGUAGAAUCCAGAAAUUUGAACAAAUCCAACACUGAGAGUAGAGAUGAUUCAGGAGAUUCAAGCAAAUCCAUUAUGGUUGGAGCUGUUACUGCAGCCUUAGGAGCAUCUGCAUUUCUUCUCCAUCAUCAGGAAAAUGGGACUGGAAAUUUGUCCAAUCCCCACAAUGGAAAAGAAGAUGCAAGCACGGAGACUCACGAGCUUGAGGAUGUGGAUAAAACACAGGAUAACAUAGUUACAAGUCUUGCUGAGAAAGCAAUGUCUAUUGCUAGUCCUGUGGUACCCACGAAAGAUGGUCAAGUGGAUCAAGAAAGGUUGGUGGCAAUGCUGGCAGAGUUAGGACAGAGAGGUGGAAUUUUAAGGUUUGUUGGAAAAUUUGCAUUGCUUUGGGGUGGAUUGCGUGGUGCUAUGAGUUUAACCGAUAAGCUCAUUUCAUUUCUGCGCAUUGCUGAACGUCCUUUGUUCCAGAGGAUUCUUGCAUUUAUCUGUAUGGUGCUGGUUUUAUGGUCACCUGUUGCUGUACCUUUGUUGCCAACACUUGUGCAGAGCUGGACCACACAUCAACCAUCCAAAGUUGCCGAGCUGAUUUGCAUUGUUGGCCUCUAUAUCUCCAUUCUGCUACUAGUUACUUUAUGGGGAAAAAGAAUUCGUGGGUAUGAAAAUCCACUUGAACAAUAUGGGCUGGAUUUGACUUCACUAUCAAAGGUUCAGGAUUUUAUAAAGGGUUUGAUUGGAGGAAUCAUUCUUGUUUUACUGAUUUAUUCAGUAAACUCCAUACUUGGUUGUGUCCAUCUCCACUUUCCUAUCACUUUCACUUCAUCAUCUUCAGCUGCUCUAGCAUGGUUGAAAGUGUUUAGUCAGAUGGUUGUACUAGCUGUUAAAGGACUAGCAACCGCAACAGGGAUUGCAAUUGUUGAGGAAUUGCUUUUCCGAUCAUGGUUGCCUGAUGAAAUUGCUUCUGACCUUGGAUACAAUCGAGGAAUAGUCAUUUCAGGACUUGCGUUUUCUUUAUUGCAAAGGUCACUAUGGGCAGUGCCUGGCCUAUGGAUAUUAUCACUAGCUCUUUCUGGUGUUCGGAAAAGAAACAGGGGUAGCCUCUCCCUUCCUAUCGGGCUACGUGCAGGGAUAUUGGCUUCUAGUUUUUUCUUGAAGACGGGAGGCUUUUUGAGGUUUGAAUCUAAGUUUCCACCAUGGUUUACUGGACCAUACUCUUCUCAUCCUUUUAGUGGCGCAAUUGGUCUUGCCUUUGCAUUGUUGUUGGCAGCAGUUGUCUAUCCAAUCCAACUUCAUAAGAAAAAAUUGUGUAGACCCAUCAGGGAAUAAACAUACCGAUACUAAUUCGCGCCAAA
This is a messenger RNA of Ipomoea nil (Japanese morning glory), 5451 nucleotides long. RefSeq lists its product as uncharacterized. NCBI's taxonomy places the organism in Eukaryota, Viridiplantae, Streptophyta, Magnoliopsida, Solanales, Convolvulaceae. The record is from RefSeq and is a predicted model, not a curated record. The transcript is spliced from 11 exons. Bases 296 to 5425 code for a protein of 1709 amino acids. Gene Ontology annotation, molecular function: metalloendopeptidase activity. Gene Ontology annotation, cellular component: membrane. Gene Ontology annotation, biological process: CAAX-box protein processing.